AUGGUGGAGCCAUUGGCCUGGAUUGGGGAUAUCCGAGCUGGCACCACUGUCUCCUAUGGGAACCAGAUCAAGGCCAGCUGCCGCUUGAUAGCGUUUAAUGCUGAUUCAGCAGGUGUGUUGGGUGUCGUACCCCUGGACUGCCAAGAUGGAGGCAAGAGGGCUGUGUCUCAGCUGCGCUGCCAUUCAGAUACGGUGACAGACUUUGACUUCUCUCCAUUUGACCAGCUGUUACUGGCGACAGGCUCUGCUGAUAAGACGGUGAAAGUGUGGUGUCUGUCUGAAAAUGGCCAGGACUUGCCUGCCUGUGCGGGGGUGAUCCUGGGGCCUGAGGGGUGCCAAGUGGACAUGCUCCAGUUCCAUUCCACUGCAGAUGGUGUGCUGGCGAGCGGAGCUGGCAGGACAGUGAAGAUCUGGGACGUGGCCCAGCAGCAGUCCCUGACAGAACUGGAAUCUCAUGGUGACCAGCUCCAGAGUUUGGCCUGGAAACAAGAUGGUGCCCUCCUUGGCACUUCCUGUAAGGACAAGAAGCUAAGGAUCUUUGACCCAAGAGCCAAGCCUGCUGCCUCACAGAGUGUGCAGGGACAUGAGAACAACAAGGAUUCCAGGCUGAUCUGGAUGGAUGCCAGUGACUACCUCCUCUCUGUUGGAUUCAACCAG
Alligator sinensis (Chinese alligator) is the source of this 657-nucleotide messenger RNA. RefSeq names its product coronin-7. Gene Ontology annotation, molecular function: protein binding. The annotation marks the transcript as partial. The transcript is spliced from 8 exons. The record is from RefSeq and is a predicted model, not a curated record. NCBI's taxonomy places the organism in Eukaryota, Metazoa, Chordata, Crocodylia, Alligatoridae.